AAAAUAUUAAAAUUAAUGAGUUUCCCUGAUUAUAUUGAUCAACUUAAUUACGAUUCCAAUUCAAGCGACUUAUAAUUCGAACAGGAUGAGUUGCCUAGCAAACGAUAAAACAAUAGCAAUAAGAAUAAAAAGCAAAUGCCGAAUACUAAGAAUGCCUACAUAAAUAAGAUAUCAUCCUUGAUAAAAAUAGCCAACUAAGAGUAAUCAGAUGAAAAGUAAAGGCAUAUGAAUAUUAAUAGAGUUGGUAAAAAACAAGUUCCAAAUAAGAUUUAAAGUCAGCUUAUAAUUGGAAGUUCUAAUUGUGAUAAGGAAGAUAAGUUGGCUAAGAAUAGAGAAUCAGCGAGAAAUAGUAGAAAAAGAAAGAAAAUCUAUUUAGAACUACUUGAGACCAAAGUCACAAAGUUAUCUGAAUAAUUGGAAAUAUUUAAAAGGGUAAAUGAAUAAACCACAGAAUUAGCAACAAACUUACAGGGUAAAAUAAGUCAGGUAACAUAGUAUUAAUGUUAGAGAUAAGAUUAAGAUUAAAAUAAGAUUAUAUUGUUUUCUAAUUUAUAAAACUCGGUGUAAAGUAAUAUCAAUGAAAUGAAUAUCGAUACAUUUAUUGAAUCACUGAAUGUAAAUAAUACUCAAAUAUGAUUUCAGAAAAAAUUUGGAUCAGGAUCCUUGGAGAGAUAAUAAUAAAUUGAUCAUUAUGCUCGGUAAAUAUAUGAGAAUUGCCUAUCUCCAUAUUUAAAUUACAUAAUUGGAGUGGCCAAGACCGAUUAGGAUAUUUUCGCAUCCUCAGAGUCUUUGUCAGAACAUGGUGUAUUAAGAAGUUUAAAGUUAACGGAUAAACAAAAACAAACUCUUCAGAAAAAAUAAAAAAAGUUACUACGAUAUUAAAAUGAUUUGACUAAGUAUUUUCAUAGAUAUUCUAUUAAUAGUACUCUUUCAUCUUUUUAGGAGAUUAAAAAUUAGGUGUAACUUGAAUUAGGUGCUUAUGGAUAGACUCUAGAAUAGUUGAGGAAAGAAUUGAAGCCUAGUCAAGUGGCUAAAUUUUUAUUAGAAAUUGAAAAGAAGGAUAUGCAACAUUAAUUUAAGGAUUAAUUUGAGAAAUGUUUUGGGUCUGAAUUUGAUGAAGAUGAUUCUUUAGAUCUUUAUUAAUUCAUGGCUGAACAUAAUUAUUGUAAUACACUUGGUAUUGAUAUACAAAAUACAUAUUAAAUUUACAAAUAGUCAAAUGAUUUCUUGAAAGGUAGAAUAGAUGUUGAAGAAUCCUAGUAAACAGCAACUAAAAUUGAGUGA
Messenger RNA from Paramecium octaurelia, 1284 nucleotides. The record is from the annotation of a GenBank genome assembly. Lineage: Eukaryota; Ciliophora; Oligohymenophorea; Peniculida; Parameciidae.